AUGGACGUUAAAGGAAGAUUCUAUGCCCAUCUCAAUGUAAGGCUCCCGUUCAGGACACACUCAUCCGACAGGCUGGUGAUCCGAUCGCUCUCUCCAGGGCACAGCUCCAAAGGGGUCAUCCUCCUCAGCGCCCCCCAGCAAGCGAUCGAAUGCUGCAGCUACCUGAAGGACCUGGGCUCCUGUAUGAAGAGCGGGAAGUGCAACUUCGACGAGGCCAUAAGCAUCUUCGUGCAAUCUCAGCGUUCUUGGUCUAUCCUUGAGCAGAAAGAAGCGCUGGAGUCACUGGCGACCUGGUAUGUUCAGAUAGCGCAGAAGGAGCAAGGAAGUUUGUCGCAUGUGGAUCAGCUCUUGCAGCUUGCUUCCAGCCGACGCCUGUUCUGCUCCCACAAGUUCUAUCAUUUGCUCCUGGCAGUCAUUGUGGAGUUGAGGAAGCAAGGUUGCUGCAAGAUUUACGAUGGGGAGAGGAUCCUGGGAGAGAUGGCCGCGCAGGGAGUGCCGCCGGACGCGUCCACCUUCGACUUGUUUUUCAAGAUCAUGUCGAACAAAGCUCAGGACAAUCCAGUCGGUUCCAACGAGUUGGAGGCCUUUCGGAGAAGAGCAGCCUCUGCAGGAGUGAAGCUGAAGGUAGGAACUUGGAUCUCGUUGGCUCAGUUCUUGGCCGAGCUUGCAAGUGAGGGCAAGGCCUGCGGGGAGGAUGCUAUCAAGAUGUUGGAUGAGUUCUAUAGCGUGAAACGGACUCGAGUAUCAGUUCGUAGCCAGACCGUCUUGUACAACUCUGCAAUGCUGGUUGUUGCCAACAGGAUCCGAGGCUUGGAAGGCAACGAGACAGCUGCUUCCUUGGAGUUCACUUACAUCCAGAAGGUUAUGGAGCACAUGCAGAGCAAUGAGGUCAAGCCCGAUGUCGUCACGUUCAACACUGCCUUGAGCGCAUACAGCACUCUAAGCCAGCUGGGAAUCGUGACGUUUAACAGCUCAAUGGAGCUUGUCAAGAGAAUGAAGCUGAUCGAAAUUCAGCCUGAUGUCAUUUCGUUUAAUACUCUGAUGAAGAUUUCUUUCGACUCGGCUGACCUCAAGAGCACCAUAAGAAAGAAGAAGAAUCUGGUUCCUGCGACGCAGAGUCUUCGAGAGAUCGACGAAAUAUUCCAAGUGAUGAAAGAGUUUGAAGUGAAGCGUGAUCUUGUGUCUUUCAAUACUCUGUUCUACUCUGCUGCCCAAGCUUGCAAGAACGGGGUAGACUACAACGGGAGUCAAUCGUUGAUGUGGUUGGAUGAGAUGCGCUCUAUCGGAAUUAUGCCGGAUACAGCAUCAUUGAACUCUCUUCUGAUGUUUGUUGGAAGUCUUUCUUCACGUGGCAAACUGAAGGUAGAAGAGAUCUGGACGGUAGUUCAAGAAGCCAACAAGCUCGGGGCAGUGUGUGACAUUCAGUCUUACAACCUCAUCCUGUUUGCGAUUGCUGGAGCAAUAUACCACGACAAGGCAGCGAUGAAGGACGUGAGAUAUGUGCUGAAGACGAUCGACGAUGCUGGGCUGACCAUGAACACCUACACCUGCAACUCCCUCUUCGAGAUCAUGAGCCGCAUAGCGAGCCGCAGCCGUCUCAAUAAGGACGCUCCUUCCAUCACCAUCAAAGACGUCCGGGAGAUCUUCCGGGAGAUGAAGAGCAAGAGCAUUGCCAUGGACGUUGUCACUUUCAACAGUGCCCUCUGCUGUGUUACUGCCCUGGCCAAGUCCAACGCUGCGAGCAUUCGGGAUGCUGAAGAUUUCAUCUUUGAGAUGAGGAGGUUGAGCAUCUCCCCGGACAUCAUCACUUACACCAAGUUCCUGGAGAUCAUCGCCGUACAAGCCAAAGUCGGCAAGGUGGACGUGAGGGAGGCAGAGCUGGUGAUGUAUCAGAUGCAGCAGGAGGGCAUUAAACCCUCGCUGGUCACCUAUAACGUGCUGAUGGAGGCCAUGAGCGGCUUCUUAGCAUGGAGGAAGGCGAAGUUUGAGGAGGCAGAAGCAGUUCUGGAAGCGAUCGAGGCAAGGGGAUACACGCCUGAUGCCUACACCAUCACCUACUUCUGCCAUUGUGCUCGUCUGACAGGGGGAAUGAGGCAGGCGAUGGUCACUCCCCAGCGUGUCAAUGCGGUUCAGCGGGCAUGGGUGGUUUUCAGGAACCUAAGGAUGAGCAAGAGGACGACGGUUGCGUAUGCAGCUAUGAUGGAUGCCUUCGGAGCUGUCGGAAGGAACCAAGUUGGCUUGGGGCUCCUUGACCUUGCAGAAAGCCAUGGCCUCAUGCCAGACACGGUGAUGAUGAACGCGGCGCUGCGAUGCUGCGUCGAUCACAAGGAAGUCGAGGAGAUCGUUGCCAAGAUGGAUAGGAUGCACAUACCCAAGAACAGCGGGACCCUCAAGCUGAUUGAGAGGGCCAGGCUUGGAGCCGAUCUCACUCUCAACUACAAGUACUUCCGAUGA
Molecule: messenger RNA, 2454 nt
Organism: Guillardia theta CCMP2712
Lineage: Eukaryota; Cryptophyceae; Pyrenomonadales; Geminigeraceae
Exons: 9
Coding region: 1-2454 (817 amino acids)
Molecular function (GO): protein binding
Source: RefSeq, a predicted model, not a curated record